Eruca vesicaria subsp. sativa (arugula) is the source of this 204-nucleotide messenger RNA. The record is from the annotation of a GenBank genome assembly. Lineage: Eukaryota; Viridiplantae; Streptophyta; Magnoliopsida; Brassicales; Brassicaceae.
AUGCAAGAUAUCAAUGUACACCGAUUCUGGCAUGUACUUGUAAGAAGAACUCAGAUUGUGCUUCAUUCACAUGUCCAUCCUCACCACCCGUUUGUUGGAAUGGUAAUUGUGAAUCCCCUCCUGACAAGUAUAGGGCAUUACCUGAUGAUACCAACUGUUGUGUGGCUAAAGGCAUUGACUAUUGCAAAACAAAAGGAGAAGUAG